Messenger RNA from Talaromyces marneffei, 1359 nucleotides. RefSeq lists its product as uncharacterized. The record is from RefSeq and is a predicted model, not a curated record. Gene Ontology annotation, biological process: microtubule cytoskeleton organization; mitotic cell cycle. Gene Ontology annotation, cellular component: microtubule; cytoplasm. Bases 1 to 1359 code for a protein of 452 amino acids. Lineage: Eukaryota; Fungi; Ascomycota; Eurotiomycetes; Eurotiales; Trichocomaceae. Gene Ontology annotation, molecular function: structural constituent of cytoskeleton; GTP binding. The transcript is spliced from 6 exons.
AUGCGUGGUGAGAUUUGCCAUCUUCACAUCGGCCAGGCUGGUACCCAGCUGGGAAACAGUGCUUGGGAGCUCUAUCUCCUUGAGCACGGUCUCAAGCCUGAUGGAACAAUCGACUCCGAGGCUGCCGAAAAUGCUGGCGAUGCCGGUUCUUACGACACUUUCUUCACUGAGACCAGCGGCGGCAAAUAUGUGCCUCGCUCCAUCUUUGUUGACUUGGACCCAUCUCCCAUCGACGAAAUCCGCACUGGUGACUACCGUUCGCUCUUCCACCCUGAAAUGUUGAUCAGUGGCAAGGAAGAUGCCGCCAACAACUAUGCUCGUGGCCACUACACCAUUGGAAAGGAAUUGGUUGACAAUGUCGUUGACCGCAUUCGCCGCAUUACCGACAACUGCUCCUCCCUCCAAGGUUUCUUGAUCUUCCACUCUUUCGGUGGUGGUACUGGCUCCGGUUUUGGUGCUCUCCUGCUCGAACGCCUUGCUACUGACUACGCCAAGAAGUGCAAGCUCGAGUUCUCCGUCUACCCAUCCCCCCGUGUCUCGACCGCAGUUGUCGAGCCUUACAACGCUGUUCUCUCCACCCACAGCACCAUUGAGAACUCCGAUUGUACUUUCUUGGUCGAUAAUGAAGCUGUUUACGACAUUUGCCGUCGUAACUUGGACAUUCCCCGUCCCAGCUAUGAGCACUUGAACCGCUUGAUCGCUCAGGUCGUCAGCUCCAUUACCUCUUCUCUUCGUUUCGACGGUGCCCUUAACGUCGACUUGAACGAAUUCCAGACCAACUUGGUGCCUUACCCACGUAUCCACUACCCUCUUAUCUCCUACGCUCCUGUUGUUUCGGCCAACCGCAGCUCCCACGAGAGCUUCAAGGUCAGCGACCUUACCUUCCAGUGCUUCGAGCCCAAUAACCAAAUGGUUGUUUGCGACCCCCGCAACGGCAAGUAUAUGGCUGUCGCUCUUCUUUACCGUGGUGAUGUCGUUCCCCGUGAUUGCAGCCAAGCCAUUGCCUCCGUCAAGGCCAAGGCCUCCUUCAACCUCGUUGAAUGGUGCCCUACUGGCUUCAAGCUCGGAAUCAACUACCAGAAGCCCAUGCGCGUUCCUGGUGGCGAAUUGGCCCCUGUCGACCGUUCCGUCAGCAUGUUGUCUAACACCACCGCCAUCGCCGAGGCAUGGAACCGUCUCGACCGCAAGUUCGAUCUCAUGUACUCCAAGCGUGCUUUCGUCCACUGGUACGUUGGUGAGGGUAUGGAGGAAGGUGAAUUCUCCGAGGCCCGUGAGGACUUGGCUGCCCUCGAGAAGGAUUACGAGGAGGUUGCUAGCGACGGUGUUGAGGAGGACAUUGAGGGUGAUGCUGAGUACUAA